CGAUAAGCCACCGGCGAUAACAACUGUAAAAGUAAGCACGUGCAGGAGACAUUUAAAAAGUGCAUGGCAGCAGUGAAAAGCCUUUGUUAUAAACCUCAUUUUCCUUAAGAAACCCCUGUGAGAAUGCCAAAAGCGGCGCCAUCUUCGGCUGCCGAAGCCCAGGGCGCCCGGAAAAAGCACAAAAGCCCGACUAACGGUACAGCUAAAGCCAAGAAAACUGCCAAGUCGGAUCUCAAUAUGGCCGAUAUGGAUAUGCUCCUCAAUCCCAGCGCCAAUCUGACCAAGGAACAGAAGGAGCGACGCCAGGCGCUGGAGGACUAUGUGACCAGCGAAUUUGAGCGGGCCACUGAAAAUGGCUCAGGGGAUUCCAACCAAUCCUCGCCAGAAGUGGAAGCCCGCUCCAUGAAGGGCAAAUCGAAAGCGGCCAGGCCCACGGAUCGCAAGAGACGCCAGCAGCAGCAGCAGCAGGAGGAGGAGGAGGAGGAUUCCCCGCCAGCGGACAGCAACAAUAAUCGAAAGGCCGCCAAAGGAGCCGCCAAGCGACGCAGUCAGGGAUUGGAGCACACCUCGCCGGUCCAGGUGAACGGCGGAGCGGCUCUGGCCUGUCCCCUGGUGCGCAAAUCCCUGCCAGCCGCCUCGGGUCCCGCCAAAUCCUGCCCGCUGCCCGAGAAACGCAAGUCCCAGCCACCGCAAAAGCAAGAUAAUCCUGUCCAGAUAAAGCAGGAACAGCCAGAGCCUGAAGAUGAGCAGCAGGAGACGCCCGCCUUGCCCCAGGAAGCCCACAACACCGACAGCAUCGAGGAGGGUCGCCGCAUCCUGCAGUGGAUCCUCAAUCCCGUCAAGACCGAGCACUUCUUCGCGGACUUUUGGGAGAAGAACGCCUGCGUGGUGCAGCGCAAGAACCCCAAGUACUACAGCGACCUGAUAUCCUUCAAGAUGAUCGACGAGAUGCUGAUCCGUCAUCGCCUGGACUUCACCAUCAACCUGGACGUGACGAGCUACAAGAACGGCAGGCGGGAGACGCUGAAUCCCGAGGGCAGGGCCAUGCCGCCAGUGGUUUGGGGCCUCUACUCCGAGGGCUGCAGCAUUCGCAUACUGAAUCCCUCCACCUAUUUGCCCGGUUUGCGGCAGGUGUGCAGCAUAAUGCAGGAGUAUUUCCACUGCCUGGUCGGUGCGAAUGUCUACCUAACGCCGCCGAAUAGCCAGGGAUUUGCGCCGCACUACGACGACAUCGAGGCCUUCGUCGUCCAGGUGGAGGGACGCAAGCGCUGGCGGCUGUACGAGCCGCCCCGUGAGGCCGAUCGGCUGGCCAGGAUCUCGUCGGGCAACUACGAUCAGGGGCAGCUGGGCGAGCCGCUUCUGGACGAGGUGCUCGAGGCAGGCGACUUGCUGUACUUCCCGCGGGGCACCGUGCAUCAGGCCAUCACCGAGGAGGGGCAGCACUCGCUGCACAUCACGCUGAGUGUGUACCAGCAGCAGGCCUACGCCAAUCUGGUCGAGAAACUGAUGCCGAUUGUCAUUAAGAGGGCGGUGGAGAACAGAAUGGCGCUGCGUCGCGGCCUGCCGCUGCACACCUUUCAUGUUUUGGGCGAGGCGCAGCGGUCGAACAAGAGCAAGCAGCGCAGGGAGAUGGUGGAGCGAGUCCAGCAGCUGGUGGCCACGGCUCUGGUGCCCUCGGAGAAGGAAAUCGAUGCGGCUGUCGAUCAGCUGGCCAAGAAGUUCCAGCACGAGGCGCUGCCGCCGACCAUUCUGCCCGAGGAGAAGCUGCGCACCGUUUUCGGCUCGCGCAGCAGCACCGAUGAGCAGGGCAACUGCAUCUGCGACUAUGAGUUCGACGAGGAGACCUCGGUGCGCCUGCUGCGCGCCAAUAUCCUGCGUCUGGUCACCGAGGACGAUGGCAGCGUGAGGAUCUAUCACCACGUGGACAACGCGCUCGAGUACUGCAAGUACGAGCCCAUCUUCAUGGAGAUCCUGCCCGAGGAGGCGGCCGCCGUCUCGCUGCUCAUCUCCGCAUAUCCGUAUUACCUCACAAUCGCCCAGUUGCCGCUGGAGACGACGGCCCGCAAGGUGGAGGUCGUCACUGCGCUGUGGGAACGCGGUCUCCUGAUGACCGAAAAGCCGUUCAAUUAGGAGGAAAUCUAGCGGAGAUUCGUUAAUAAAUUGUAGAACAUCUUUAAGAUACGAAAGAGAAAUGUCUGGGAAAAGCCUGUGAAAUCCAGAAGGGGUUCUUAAAGAACCAAAAGCAGUAAAGUUAUCUAUAAGCCCCGUGAAUUAUUGUAUCAUCUUUGUAAUCCUCAAGUCUUGCUGGAAAACCAAUUACAUUUGUAAUAUAUAUUAUAUAUCGUUUUGUUUAACUGA
Messenger RNA from Drosophila takahashii, 2358 nucleotides. RefSeq names its product Bifunctional lysine-specific demethylase and histidyl-hydroxylase NO66 (gene NO66). The record is from RefSeq and is a predicted model, not a curated record. NCBI's taxonomy places the organism in Eukaryota, Metazoa, Arthropoda, Insecta, Diptera, Drosophilidae.